AUGGCCAGGAAACACGAUAGCGGCACGAAGGCUGCCAAGAAAGGGCAAACCGGCAGUGAGACGGUGAAGACAGCCAGGACGGUGGCGGGUGAGUCUGCGUCCAGUGGCCCUACCGCAACAGAGGUCGCUUCCGGUGUGGCGGACAAGGAUGCCGGGGCUCCGGUGCCGGUGUUCGACGACUCCUCCGAUGGAGAGGAAGGCUUGUCUAAGGACAGACGUGCGACAGACUGGCGGAAGGUGAAGAAGCCGAAGCAAGCCAGGAGGGCAGAGAAGGCCAAGGACGCCAAUAGGGCGGAGCCGGUGGAGGAAACGAGUUCGGCUGCAGCGCCACGGGGAGCCGACGGCGAGGAAGGUGACGAAGAGAGCGACGACGAGCGAGACCGAGGCAGCGAGAACGACGCUGCCGAAGAGAACGCGAAACCGACAGGGAAGGCGAAACGUAGAGGGAAGGCGAAGCGGUUCAACUGGAAGGUAGGGACAGGAAAGGACGCUCGGAGAUACAUGGAGAGUCGCUGGGAAGAGUUCGUCAGCGAUGAGGUUCGACGGAAGGUGGUGAGGGAUGAGACGGCGGAGUACGUCUCGAGCCAUUACAAGUUCCCGGAACACGGUGCGGGUGACGUUCGCAAGGCCGUGCAUAUGUGGUUCAAAAACACGUUGGCGCACACCGCGCGUUGUGGACGGACCUCGCGACGGGUGUCUUCGGGACGCCUGUCUUCGGGCGAGUCCGACGACAGCAGCGACAGCUCUGACGAUGAGGACGCGCCCUUGAAGCGAGUCAUAGCACACUUCGGGAAAGCAAUCAAGGGGCGCGCACUGUCUGGAUCGAUUCUGUGGGGACGGAAGAACAAGGGUGACGUGCAGAAGAAGAUGGUAGGGAGUGGCAUCGGGAGCUACAUGCGGGCCCUCAAGCUGUGCUUCGAAGAGCUCCCGGCCGAACAGCAGGCCUUUUGGCGGGAGAAGGCGAAGGCUGAGGCCGCAUCGCACGUGGACAACCCGUUGCAAUGCUUCGACAACCAACGCGCCUUCCCUGGAUUGGUCGCACGCCUAUUGUCGCAAUUCUCGGGGUUCGGAUCGGAGCAAGUGGGCGCGGUAGUAAUGCACGUUCAGAUAGGCCUGCGCGAUGAAGAGGGGGUCAUCGUGCGCGAACAGUUGACGAUUGGGGCGGACGAAGACCGCCAGACGCCUUGCUUCGCAACGUUUGAAGGCAGGGCUGACAUACGCGAGCAAGAGCGGUGGGAUCGCUUUGUGUGCUUGAUGCUUCCGCAAAACCCUAUGCGUGGCGACCCUCGAUUGCUAAGGACAGCCGAUGUGCUGGAGUCGUUUUUCCGCGCCAGCUUUACGUAUAUACGGGGGCCUCAGGCACGGCUGCUCUGGCCGGAAGUCGCGAAGGCGCCAUCGGCAUACCUGAACACGGAGUGGCAGGAAGCGGGGGUGGGCGACCUGGCUAAACGCGACGUGCUACAGGUCGCUGUGCUGUACUCACAGAUCUUGAAGCAUCAGGGCAGCGACAGGGCAUUCGCGUUCCUGCCUGAAGUGAACAUCUUGUCGGACGGGUCCGUUCUACCAUCAGGAGGUGGGACUGGCCCAAUUCCGGACACGCCGAGGCGCAAUCACUUGAUCGUGAGGGUGAACAUGACGCCGGUACACCACACACCCUCUCGCCUUCGCCUGUCUUCCAGCGCCGAGACGUUGCCUCUAAAGGCGCCGGAAUUUGGACGUGGAGGCGAGAUGGCGCGCAUCCUAGAGGCCGGGGAAGGUGAUGGGGAGGCGGCCUCUACCUCCGAUGCAGCGCCCGCGGGCUCUGCCGGCGCCGCGCCGGAAGCAGGGCCCCCGCCCUCGCGCGCGCCCUAUCCCGCCGCCUCUAGUGCAACCGUGUCCGAAGCAGUGCCCGCGCGCUCUGCCGGCGCCGCGCCCGAAGCAGCGCCCCCGCCCUUGCGCGCGCCCUAUCCUGCCGCGUCUACCCCGCCUGUGGCCGAGCCAGCGCCCGAGCCCGAGCCAGCGCCCGAGCCCGAGCCAGCACCCGCGCCCCAGCCAGCGCCCGCGCCCUCUGCCGCCGGCUGUGACGCGACGCCCUGCGAGGGGGCCGCAUCCCCCGGCGCCCCGCCCACUGCCGCGGCGCCACACACGCCUUCUCUGUCCACCAGCACCGACGCGACACCUGCGGUCGCGGAGGCGCCUGAGUUGAGGGCUGACGUGGCUAUGGGCAACAACGUCGCGGAUGGGGACACCUCUACGGAAGCGUCGGUGGCUCCAAAAGCGGGGGGGCGGAAGGGCCGGCAGAAAAGGAAAAUGCGCGACGAGAACUGGGCGCGCGAGAUGGCAGAGAUGCGAGCCGCUAAAAAGGCGAGGGAUGCUCAGGCAGACGCGGGGUCCGGGGCGGGCGUGGAGGGAGUGCCGGCCGCGGGGGCAUCGAGUGCAGUCAAGGCACUAGAGGCUACGCCGGUCUCAGGGCCUGCGGGUCGUGCUGCAACGCGGCGAUCGAGUCGUGUGGCGAAGGGGGGAGCAAGGGCGGAUGGAUUGUGA
This is a messenger RNA of Trametes versicolor FP-101664 SS1, 2523 nucleotides long. RefSeq lists its product as uncharacterized. The transcript is spliced from 7 exons. The record is from RefSeq and is a predicted model, not a curated record. NCBI's taxonomy places the organism in Eukaryota, Fungi, Basidiomycota, Agaricomycetes, Polyporales, Polyporaceae. The coding region runs from base 1 to 2523 and encodes 840 amino acids.